This is a messenger RNA of Grosmannia clavigera kw1407, 732 nucleotides long. Its product is annotated as NADH-ubiquinone oxidoreductase subunit. Gene Ontology annotation, molecular function: NADH dehydrogenase (ubiquinone) activity; 4 iron, 4 sulfur cluster binding; quinone binding. NCBI's taxonomy places the organism in Eukaryota, Fungi, Ascomycota, Sordariomycetes, Ophiostomatales, Ophiostomataceae. The coding region runs from base 1 to 732 and encodes 243 amino acids. The record is from RefSeq and is a predicted model, not a curated record. Gene Ontology annotation, biological process: electron transport coupled proton transport; mitochondrial respiratory chain complex I assembly; aerobic respiration. The transcript is spliced from 3 exons.
AUGUCUGCAUCUUUGCGGACAAGGGCCACGGCCCUGCUGCGUGCCAAGCCGAGCUCGAUCAGCACCUCUUCCGCCCUGGUCUCCUUCCGCGGCGCCCCGACCGUUGCCCUCUCCCACAUCAAUUCCCAAGCCCCCAUCUCCUCGUCGGCCCGCCGGAAGAACGCCUCGGCUGUCGAGCACGUUGCUGCACCACAUAGCGCGACCGGCAUUGCGCGGCGCGAGCGCAAGGAAGUGCCGCUGGCCAGCCAGGAGGGCACCAAGAGCCUCGUCCAAUAUGCACUUACCACACUCGACAUCAUUGCCAACUGGGGCCGCCAGGGCUCUUUCUGGCCCAUGACCUUUGGCCUUGCCUGCUGUGCCGUCGAGAUGAUGCACCUCUCGACGCCACGUUACGACCAGGACCGCUUCGGCAUCAUCUUCCGCGCGUCGCCUCGUCAGUCCGACGUCAUGAUCGUCGCCGGCACCCUGACCAACAAGAUGGCCCCGGCCCUGCGCCAGGUCUACGACCAGAUGCCCGAGCCGCGCUGGGUCAUCAGUAUGGGCUCGUGCGCCAACGGCGGUGGCUACUACCACUACAGCUACUCUGUCGUCCGUGGAUGCGACCGCAUCGUGCCGGUCGACGUCUACGUGCCCGGUUGCCCGCCCACGAGCGAGGCGCUGAUGUACGGCAUCUUCCAGCUGCAGAGGAAGAUGCGCAACACCCGGACGUCCCGUCUGUGGUACCGGAAGUAA